This is a messenger RNA of Aricia agestis (brown argus), 743 nucleotides long. RefSeq lists its product as uncharacterized. The coding region runs from base 61 to 693 and encodes 210 amino acids. The record is from RefSeq and is a predicted model, not a curated record. Lineage: Eukaryota; Metazoa; Arthropoda; Insecta; Lepidoptera; Lycaenidae. The transcript is spliced from 4 exons.
CUCGGAGCAAAUUUUUGGCCCAGCUACAUUAAAAUUUUUCGUGUUAACAUUUCUUUGAAAAUGGGAAAAAUUGAUCUCACUUCUGGUAAGCCGUUCGAAGAAAUUAGCGCAGUAUUUAAUGGGAACGAGAUCAAAAUUCGUGUACCAAAAAGCACCUUUAAGACUCCAAUACUGACACCAUCGCAGGAGAAAAUAAGAAACAUGUGUACAUGCGAGGACAAUGAUUCAGCUUGCUCCGAAACCUGUGGACAACCAGGAAAAAGUGACCAAGGAAAUAAGCUACAUUUUCAGAUUCCCGACGAUAUUUGCGAGGCCCUUACCAACCGAACGCCUUACAACUCGGAGGUUGUAUACAGCAAGAAGGAACACCAUGAUAAUCUGUGCGAUGUAACGCCAAAAGACGCACCAAAAGGGGUCGAAGCGCAUAAGGUACUGCGUCCAGACAAAGACAUUUUUCUGCUGAAAAUUGGCAAGCAGACUGGAGAGCCGAACCGCACUGGAAACAUUGAGGUAGAAUUGAUAACGCCUAAGGCCCCAGCUAAGCCGAAACCAGCCUUGCACUCGUGCAAACAAAUACAAUGUGAGGACCACAGCGUUUGCUGCCCGAUACCCCGCGGUGGAUGUAAAAAGGAUUGCGUGCCAAGAAAGAAACGACCCAAGGUCAACCAACGUGGAAAGAUAUUCCCCUGUUAAAUUCUCAAGAAGUCUGUAUCCGCAUUAAUACAUAUCUAUUUAAAAAUGAA